Rhopilema esculentum is the source of this 1943-nucleotide messenger RNA. RefSeq names its product stimulator of interferon genes protein 1. The record is from RefSeq and is a predicted model, not a curated record. Gene Ontology annotation, biological process: positive regulation of type I interferon production; autophagosome assembly; reticulophagy. Lineage: Eukaryota; Metazoa; Cnidaria; Scyphozoa; Rhizostomeae; Rhizostomatidae. Gene Ontology annotation, cellular component: endoplasmic reticulum membrane; autophagosome. Gene Ontology annotation, molecular function: cyclic-di-GMP binding; 2',3'-cyclic GMP-AMP binding.
CGUGAAUAAGGUAUUCCCCUAGGCCUAAAAGUAAGAGCAAGAACGAUAUCCACAUUUUCGGUCAUUUCCAGUCUGAUUUUUAAAUGGAUCACAACGGAUUUGGACCAAUAUUCGAGAAGCGAGGGCAAAAAUCCAAAAUACUGGCAGCUGCUUUGCUCGCAGUUUUCUCGCUGGUGAGCGCAUUCAUCGAUGAUGAGUUCGACUUUCUUCUGAUUAUGACAUCGUUCGCUGCGUGUGUUUAUGGUGAACUUCUACGAAGAGUUUGUCUCUUCUUUGAGGAAGUUUACCACAUCAAAACAAGGUAUAAAGACAAUAUGAGAAAAGCAUUUGAGAAAUGCUUUCUUCAACCAUACUGGCAAGUUCUGUUUACCUUAGCAAUAGCAUUUCUCACAAUUUCAACAUUUAUGUUGAGACAGCGCCCCAUGAAUAUCCAGUCAAGGAACAUGAAACUAUUUCUAUUGCAAAUUUGGUUGAUGCCUCUUUUGUCCUAUGCUUUGGGGCUACGAAAGGCAACCCAAGUUGAGGUUUCUGCAAUCAAUGAAGAAGAGACGAAGAAUGUUGCUGUUGGGCUUGCCUGGAGCUUCUAUUUUGGAUACUUGAAACUGAUACUUCCCAGUAUCAAGGAAACUAUUAACCUAACUGAUAACGAAAUUGAUGACAUGGCCUUGCGAGAUCACAUCAAAGACCACAAAGUAUUCAUCAUCAUACCAAAAGAUUGCAACUGUUUUCAAAGUCUUGCUGACUUUGAUCAAAAUAUUCAGUUUGUCUCUCAAACCCAUGAACAGAGAAUAAGCAGGGCUGGUAUUCAGAUGCGAGUUUACAAAAACAGUAUUUACAAAAUCACACUGUCUACAAAACAAACAUUUUACUGUCUCAUGGAAUUUGCUACACCACUUCUCUCCAUGUAUGAAAUGGAAAAAGAGCCAAGAUGUGGGUUUACAACUGCAGACAAAGAAAGCCAAGUAACCUUAUUUUACAAGCAACUUAAGAUGAUUCUAGAGGGGGAUGAAAAGUGCAGAGGCAGAUAUCAUCUUGUACUUCUGUCAAGUGCCAAAGAUGGGCUUGCAGAUGUAAUGGCAAAGGAGAUCAUGCUAUCAAGGAAUAAUACUGAUUGAACUUGGCCUUGCUAAGUUGACAACAUUGCUAAAGCCGACAAAAACGGGCUUUUUGUUGUCAUUUUAGGUUUUAUAGUUGUUUUCUAUUUUACUUAGCUAUAAGAGAAAAUAAGUAUUUACGACAUGUUGAUUAUACUCUUGUUAGUUGGAAAAAACUGCUCUUAAAAAAAUCACAGAGCAACAAUUCAAACUCACAAAGUUGGCAAUUUCUGUGGUGUGUAGCUCCAUUCACCAAAGUUUCUACAGAAAUUAUGGCUCAAUUUUGAAUUACAAUGAAUUAAUAUGAUACAGGACUAUAUUAUUCUGAAAGUCCACAAUACAUUCCAAUACAACUAUUCUAUGAUAUUUGAAGUAUUACCUCAAUUGUCAUAGCUGCAUUCUGAAUUUCUUCAUUUUGUCUCUCCUUCUCUGCAGCAUGCUGUAAAUAGGGGCAUAUCCAGACUAUUGUAAUUGAUGCUUAAACAUAAGUCAGGUUCUGUAGAUUUUAGGAUACUUAGGCCAAGUUUUUUUUCCCAAAAAUCUUAUUAUCUUGAACUAGGACCUUUCCAUGCAUGCUGCUAGCGAUGAAAGGCUCCCCUCUUGACCACCCUCACUUUAGACAUUGACAAAAAACCCCUAAGAGUAUUGGAAUUUUCCUGAGUUUCCAGUCUGCAAAUUCUUUUUGAGCAUCAGUGGUUUUGGCACAAGCACAAGUCAGUUCAAAUCAACAUUCAAGUUGAUCUAUGCUCAAAUAUUGCAAGCCAAUCAAGAACAGUGUUGAUCUAUGCUCAAAUUGCUGUGAAACAACAUGCAUAAAAUGAGGACCAUUUGACAGCAAUUAAUGCAAUG